Messenger RNA from Bicyclus anynana (squinting bush brown), 2894 nucleotides. RefSeq lists its product as uncharacterized. Gene Ontology annotation, biological process: DNA integration. The coding region runs from base 96 to 2837 and encodes 913 amino acids. Gene Ontology annotation, molecular function: nucleic acid binding. The record is from RefSeq and is a predicted model, not a curated record. The transcript has a single exon. NCBI's taxonomy places the organism in Eukaryota, Metazoa, Arthropoda, Insecta, Lepidoptera, Nymphalidae.
UUCAAUUAAUAGGCCCAAAUAUACAAGACUCUCUUUUCUCCAUUCUGAUUCGAGCUCGUCAAUACAGAUACAUUUUAACAGGCGACAUAGAAAAAAUGUAUCGCCAAAUUUUAAUUGAUGAAGAGCACCGAAAUCUUCAAUUAAUAUUAUGGAGAGAAGAUGAGUCUUUGCCUUUAGAAACACUUCAACUAAAUACUGUUACUUACGGUUUUGCAAGUGCCAGCUAUUUGAGUACUCGUUGCCUUUGGCAACUGGGGGAGGAAUGCGAGGACGAACAAAUUAAAAAUAUUAUACAACAUGAUUUUUACGUUGAUGACUUAAUAACCGGUUCCGACAACGAAGAAGAUUUACUUUACAUUCAAAAUUCUGUAUCUGAGGCAUUAAAAAAAGGUUGUUUUAACUUACGAAAAUAUAGAUCUAAUUCUAAAACUAUUUAUCAAUCAUCUACUAUUGAUUUUACUGACAAUUUAAGCAUAAGUGAGUCAUCAAGUACUUUGGGCUUAGGAUGGAAUCCCACUUCUGAUACUUUUAAUUUUCCUAUUCAAAACCCAUCAUACAAAAACUGUUUAACUAAAAGACUAAUUUUAUCAUCAUCUUUUAAAAUUUUUGACCCGCUUGGAUUAUUAAGUCCUUGCAUUAUUAAACCUAAAAUGAUUAUGCAGUUAUUGUGGCUCAAGAAAGUAGGAUGGGAUGAUCCCGUUCCUGAGGAUGUAAAACUAUCAUGGGAAAAAUUUGCAAAUAAUCUAGAUGCUCUAUCUAAUAUUCAAAUUCCAAGACUCACACUCUGUGAAUCACCGGUUCAUAUCGAACUGCAUUCCUUUAGCGAUGCCUCUCAAUCUGCUUAUGGUGCAUGUAUUUACUUAAGAUCAAUAAACCAAAACGGCUACGCUACUGUUAAGUUAUUGUGUGCCAAGUCAAAGGUAGCACCUUUGAAACCGACCACCAUACCUCGCCUAGAACUAAGCGCGGCAUUACUAAGUGCGAGAUUAGUGAAAACCACUUUGUGCUCUUUAAGAUGUCAGGUGAUCCGUCUCGUCCACUGGUGCGAUUCAACUGUCGUUCUUGGUUGGCUUCAAAGUAACGCACGAACACUUAAAACGUUUGUAGCCAAUCGAACAGUCGAAAUAUGCGAACUCACGAAUGCAGCUUCAUGGCGCUAUGUACCAACAGUGGAUAAUCCAGCCGAUAUGAUAUCGCGAGGUGUUGACCCACAUCUAAUAAAGGAUUUAGAGUUAUGGUGGUCCGGACCCCAAUUUCUCUCUAAACCUGAAUGCGAAUGGCCACAAUUAAAGGAUAGUUCCAAUCUCCCUCUACCAGAACUGGAAAUAAAAUCACAUACCGUUAAAAUUGAACCUGUUGAAUCUUUCAUACAAAUGGAAAAUUAUUCUAAAUUUACUAACCUAAAACGAGUCACAGCUUACAUAUUGAGAUUUAUACACAACAUUAAAAAUCCUAAAUCUAAAACAAUCGGUAAUUUAACUAUUGACGAAUUAACUAACUCAUUUAAUUUUUUAUGUAUAGUAGCUCAAAAACAAUCUUUUCCGAAUGAAUAUGCCACUCUAACGAAAAACAAACAACUAAAUUCUAAAUCAAACAUUCUCUCUUUGUCUCCUUUCAUCGACGAUCACAACUUGAUUAGAGUAGGCGGUCGAAUAGAUGCUUCUAGUUUAAGUUAUGAUCAAAGGCAUCCAAUCCUUCUGCAUUCAUCCCAUUAUCUAACAAAACUUAUUUUCAAUUAUUACCACAUUUAUAAUUUACAUGCUGGUCCACAAUUACUGCUUGCUUCUGUACGACAACUUAUUUGGCCUAUUCAUGGCAGGCGGCUCGCUAGAAACACAGUACAGAAAUGCGUCAUGUGCAGACGAGUUCAAGGUAAAACUCUCAAUCCUCUUAUGGGAAAUUUGCCAGCACAGCGCAUAACUCUGGAUUUUCCAUUUAGAUCCGUAGGUGUAGAUCUGGCCGGCCCAUUUAUGACGCUAAAUAGAAAAGGUCGUGGCGCUCGACUUGUAAAAACCUAUCUUUGCCUAUUCAUAUGCCUGCGUUACAAAUGUUUACACUUAGAAGCGGUCAGUGACUUGACGAAAGAUGCUCUCUUAAUGACGUUUCGUAGAAUGAUCAGUAGACGUGGAAAACCAGCGGAAUUUUUCUCGGAUAAUGGAAAGAACCUGGUCGGUGCUGCUAAUGACAUUAAGAAAUUCCUAAAACAAAACAAGGAAUCUAUUAUCGAAUUUGCAACUCAAGAACAAAUCAAAUUUAUAUUCUCACCGUCUUAUGCUCCUCACUUUGGUGGCAUUUGGGAAGCUGGCGUGAAAUCCGCGAAACAUCAUAUUAAACGCGUAAUGGGUAAUACACAUUUGACGUUCGAAGAAAUAAGUACAUUAUUUGCACAAGUCGAAGCUAUACUUAACAGUCGUCCCCUGUGUCCAUUAUCUCCUUCUCCAAACGACUUCCUAGCCCUUACUCCAGGGCAUUUUCUGAUUGGUCGUCCUAUCACUUCACUGCCGUCACCCGAUCUAACUGACCAUAAUUCAAGCAGUCUGCAGCGCUACGCACGGCUUGAGCAAAUCAGACAACAUUUUUGGAACCGUUGGAACAAAGAAUAUGUCUCCGAAUUACAAAACCGACUCAAGUGGCGCACCAACGACGGCCCCAAGCUCAAAAUUGGUGACCUUGUUUUAAUACAUGAAGAGUACGUGCCUCCACUUUCCUGGCGAAUGGGACGAGUUACACGGAUGUUCCCAGGACGUGACGGAGUUUCCAGAGUCGUCGACAUAAACACCACCAAAGGAAGCUUAAGAAGACCACUAACCCGAAUUUGUCCAUUGCUGCCUGAUUAGUGUUUGUAGAAAGACAAGCCUUUCUACGCGGGGGAGGAUGUCAACGCCGCAAUGUUA